AUGGCGGGAACUCCGGGCCGCGAUCCUUGGGGGACCCCUGGGAUUUGUUACCUUUUUGGCUCCCUGCUCGCCGGACUGCUCUUCCCCAGGGCUGCCGCCUUCAAUCUGGACGUGAUGGGCGCCCUCCGCAAGGAGGGCGAGCCGGGGAGCCUCUUUGGCUUCUCGGUGGCCCUGCACCGGCAGUUGCAGCCCCGACCCCAGAGCUGGCUGCUGGUGGGCGCACCCCAGGCUUUGGCCCUGCCAGGGCAGCAGGCAAAUCGCACUGGGGGUCUCUUUGCUUGCCCCCUGAGCCUGGAAGAGGCUGACUGCUACAGAGUGGACAUCGACCGCGGAGCUGAUGUGCAGAAGGAGAGCAAGGAGAACCAGUGGCUGGGAGUCAGCGUUCGGAGUCAGGGGCCUGGGGGCAAGAUUGUUACCUGUGCGCACCGAUACGAGUCGCGGCAGCGUGUAGACCAGAUCCUGGAGACGAGGGACGUGAUUGGCCGCUGCUUUGUGCUAAGCCAGGACCUGGCCAUCCGAGACGAGCUGGAUGGUGGGGAGUGGAAGUUCUGUGAGGGACGUCCCCAGGGCCACGAACAGUUCGGCUUCUGCCAGCAGGGCACGGCGGCUGCCUUCUCCCCCGACAACCACUAUCUCCUCUUUGGGGCCCCAGGAACCUAUAACUGGAAGGGCACGGCCAGGGUGGAGCUCUGUGUGCAGGGCUCGGCGGACCUGGCGCACCUGGACGACGGGCCCUACGAGGCGGGGGGGGAGAAGGAGCAGGACCCCCGCCUCAUCCCGGUCCCUGCCAACAGCUACCUUGGUUUCUCCAUCGACUCUGGGAAGGGGCUGCUGCGAGCUGAGGAGCUGAGCUUCGUGGCAGGGGCCCCCCGUGCCAACCACAAGGGUGCCGUGGUCAUUCUACGCAAAGACAGCGCCAGCCGCCUGGUGCCGGAAGUGAUGCUGUCCGGGGAGCGCCUGACCUCUGGCUUUGGCUAUUCGCUGGCCGUGGCUGAUCUCAACAAUGAUGGCUGGACAGACCUGGUCGUGGGUGCCCCCUACUUCUUCGAGCGCCAGGAAGAACUGGGGGGUGCUGUGUAUGUGUACAUGAACGAGGGGGGUCACUGGGCCGGGGUCGCCCCUCUCCGGCUCUGCGGCUCCCCUGACUCCAUGUUCGGGAUCAGCCUGGCAGUCCUGGGGGACCUCAAUCAAGACGGCUUCCCAGAUCUUGCUGUGGGGGCUCCCUUCGAUGGGGACGGGAAGGUCUUUAUCUACCAUGGGAGCAGUCUGGGGGUUGUCCCCAAGCCUUCCCAGGUGCUGGAGGGCGAGGCCGUGGGCAUGAAGAGCUUUGGCUACUCCCUGUCGGGCGGCCUGGACGUGGACGGGAACCGCUACCCAGACCUGCUCGUGGGCUCCCUGGACGACUCUGCUGUGCUCUUCAGGGCCAGGCCCGUCCUCCAUGUCUCCCACGAGGUCUCCAUUCUUCCCCGAGCCAUCGACCUAGAGCAGCCCAACUGUGCGAGUGGCCGCUUGGUCUGCAUGGACCUGAGGGUCUGUUUCAGCUAUAUCGCAUCGCCCAGCAGCUAUAGCCCUACUGUGGCCCUGGAUUACAUGUUAGAUGGGGACACAGACCGGAGGCUCCGGGGCCAGGUGCCCCGUGUGACCUUCCUGAGCCGUGGCCCCGAUGACCCCAAGCACCAGUCCUCAGGCACCGUGUGGCUGAAACACCAGUAUGACAGAGUCUGUGGAGACACCACGCUGCAGCUCCAGGAGAAUGUCAAAGACAAGCUUCGGGCCAUCGUUGUGACCCUGUCCUAUGGUCUCCAGACCCCUCGGCUCCGACGACAGGCUCCUGGUCAGGGGCUGCCCCCGGUGGCCCCCAUCCUCAAUGCCCACCAGCCCAGCACCCAGCGGACAGAGAUCCACUUCCUGAAGCAAGGAUGUGGUGAAGACAAGAUCUGCCAGAGCAAUCUGCAGCUGGUCCAUGCCCAGUUCUGCGCCCGCGUCAGUGACACGGAGUUUCAGCCUCUGCCCAUGGAUGCGGACGGGAUGACAGCCUUGUUUGCUCUGAGUGGGCAGCCGGUCAUCGGCCUGGAGCUGAAGGUCACCAAUCUACCCUCGGACCCAGCCCAGCCCCAGGCUGAUGGGGAUGAUGCUCAUGAAGCCCAGCUCCUGGUCACCCUCCCUGCCGCUCUGCACUACUCGGGAGUCCGGGGCCUGGACCCUGUGGAGAAGCCGCUGUGCCUGUCUGAUGAGAAUGCCUCCCACGUCGAGUGUGAGCUGGGGAACCCCAUGAAGAGAGGCGCCCAGGUCGCCUUCUACCUCAUCCUCAGCACCUCGGGGAUCACCAUUGAAACCACGGAGCUGGAGGUGGAGCUGCUGUUGGCCACCAUCAGCGAGCAGGAGCUGCAUCCAGUCUUGGCCCGUGCCCGUGUCUUCAUCGAGCUGCCACUGUCCAUCACGGGGGCGGCCGUUCCCCAGCAGCUCUUCUUCUCCGGCCUGGUGCGGGGCGAGAGCGCGAUGCGGUCCGAGCGGGACGUGGGCAGCAAGGUCAAGUACGAGGUCACGGUUUCCAACCAAGGCCAGUCGCUCAACACCCUGGGCUCGGCCUUCCUCAACGUCAUGUGGCCCCACGAGAUUGCCAACGGGAAGUGGCUGCUGUACCCCAUGCGGGUGGAGCUGGAGGGUGGGCAGGGGCCCGGGCAGAGGGGGCUCUGCUCCCCCAGGCCCAACGUCCUCCAACUGGAUGUGGACAGCCGGGACAGGAGGAGGCGGGAGCUGGGGCCGCCGGAGUCGCAGCAGCCUCGAGAGCAGCCGGAGCCCAGCACGUCUUGGUGGCCGGUGUCCUCUGCUGAGAAGAAGAAGAACUUCACUCUGGACUGCGCCCGGGGCACGGCCAACUGCGUGGUGUUCAGCUGCCCUCUCUACAGCUUUGACCGUGCGGCCGUGCUGCAUGUCUGGGGCCGCCUCUGGAACAGCACCUUCCUGGAGGAGUACUCCGCUGUGAAGUCUCUGGAAGUGAUUGUCCGAGCCAACAUCACCGUGAAGUCCUCCAUCAAGAACUUGCUGCUCAGAGACGCUUCCACGGUGAUCCCGGUGAUGGUGUACCUGGACCCCGCGGCUGUGCUGGCCGAAGGUGUCCCCUGGUGGGUCAUCCUCUUGGCUGUACUAGCCGGGCUGCUGGUGUUGGCGCUGCUGGUGCUGCUCAUGUGGAAGAUGGGAUUCUUCAAGCGAGCGCGGUACCCUGAAGCCACCGUACCCCAGUACCAUGCGGUGAAGAUCCCGCGGGAAGACCGGCAGCAGUUCAAGGAGGAGAAGACGGGCACCAUCCUGAGGAACAACUGGGGCAGCCCCCGGCGGGAGGGCCCAGAUGCCCACCCCAUCCUGGCUGGGGAUGGGCACCCGGAGCUGGGCUCUGAGGGGCACCCGGUGCCAGGCACAGCCUAG
Rangifer tarandus platyrhynchus (Svalbard reindeer) is the source of this 3426-nucleotide messenger RNA. The record is from the annotation of a GenBank genome assembly. NCBI's taxonomy places the organism in Eukaryota, Metazoa, Chordata, Mammalia, Artiodactyla, Cervidae.